AUGCUGCGUACGGGAGGAGGGGGCGGCUCCACGGGGGGCCAGCCAUGGGUGCUGCGCCGCGUGCGUCUCACCUGGCUCAGCUUCAUGCUCUUCUUCAUCCUGGUUUUCUUCCCGCUCAUCGCCCACUACUACCUCACCACCAUCGACGAAAACGGGGGUCCCGACAAGCGCAUCUUCGGCCCGCGGCCCGGAGGGGAGCUGUGCGAAGCCAAGCACGUGCAGGACCUGUGCCGGAUCCGAGAGUCCGUCAGCGAAGAACUGCUGCAGCUGGAGGCCAAGAGGCAGGAGCUCAAUGGAGAGAUCGCACGGCUCAACCUGCGGAUCGAGGCUUGUAAGAGGAGCAUAGACAGCGCCAAGCAAGACCUACUUCAGCUCAAGAAUGUCAUCAGCCAGACGGAGCAUUCAUACAAAGAACUGAUGGCUCAAAAUCAACCCAAAUUGUCUCUGCCGGUGAGACUGUUCCCUGAUAAGGAAGAUCCAGGGAUGCCCCCACCCAAAUCUUCCCGAAACUGUCGCUUGCACUCUUGCUUCGACUACGCUCGUUGCCCCAUUACCUCCGGUUUUCCCGUUUAUGUCUACGACCCAGCUUCAUACCCUUGGGGAGACCUUAUAGAUCCUUUAGUCAAACAGGCCUUUUUGGCUGCAGCUAAAAGCAACAUCUACACAACAGACAACCCCAGCAUCGCUUGUCUGUAUCUGGUACUUUUAGGUGAACUUCAAGAGAAUUCAAAGUUCCCUCCUCCGUCGGAGCUGGAGAAGCAGCUCAGAGCGUUGCCGUACUGGAGGAACGAUGGCCACAACCAUGUCUUGGUCCAUUUCUCGCGAACGUCCAGCGUCCAAAACUUCUUGUACAACGUGAGCACGGGAAGGGCGGCAGUCGCGCAGUCCACCUUUCUGGAGCAGCAGUACCGGCAGGGUUUUGACCUGGUCGUGUCGCCGCUAGUUCACGCACUCUCUGAGCCAAACUUUCUAGAAAUCCCCCCACAGGUGCCCGUCAAGAGGAAGUACCUGUUCACUUUCCAGGGGGAGAGGGUGGAGUCUCUGAGGACCAGUUUGCGAGAGACUCCACCUCAAUAUUUUGAAGAGGAGAUCGAAGGAGACCCGCCGGCGGACUACGACGACCGCAUCAUCGGCACCUUGAAAGCGGUCCAAGAUAGCCGCUUGGACCAGGUUUUGGUGGAGUUUACGUGUAAAAGUCCCCAACCGAGCUUGCCUACUGAGUGGUCUCUCUGCGGGACCAGGGAAGACCGCUUAGAGGUGCUUAAAGCUUCCACCUUCGCUUUGGUGAUUGCGCCAGGAGACGGGCAGGUCAUAGCUUCGGCCGGUUGCGGCAUGAGAUUAUUUGAGGCUUUGGAAGUGGGUGCAAUCCCGGUCGUUUUGGGAGACCAUUUAAGACUUCCUUACCACCAUCUAAUCCGCUGGAGCGAAGCGACCAUUAUCGUUCCCAAACCGCGAGUCACGGAGCUGCAUUUCCUGUUGCGCAGCUUAUCCGACAACGACCUGCUGGCGAUGCGGCGGCAAGGCAGGUUCUUGUGGGAAGCCUACUUUUCCACAUCCGAAAACGUCUUAAAUACGAUUCUAGCGAGCAUCAGAACUAGUAUACAGAUCCCAGCGGCUCCGAUCAAAGAGGAGCCCGUGGUGGAGAUUCCGCACAAGGCCGGGAAGAUCGCCGGGACGGACGCCAACUUGGCCGACAACGCCGAUCUGGAUCUGGGGCCGGUGGAGACGGAGCCGCCGUACGCAUCGCCACGGUUCCUUCGAAACUUCACCUACACUGCCUCCGACAUCUACAGGACAUGGAAUCGAGCCCCCGGCCCCUUCCACCUGUUCCCCCACACCCCCCUCGACCCCGUCCUGCCAUCGGAGGCCAAGUUCCUGGGCUCUGGCACCGGGUUCAGGCCCAUCGGGGGCGGCACCGGGGGCUCGGGGAAGGAGUUCCAGGCGGCUCUGGGCGGGAACAUGCCCCGGGAGCAGUUCACGGUGGUCAUGUUGACGUACGAGCGAGAGGAGGUGCUCAUGAACUCCCUGGAGAGGCUCAACGGGCUGCCCUACCUCAACAAGGUGGUGGUGGUCUGGAACUCCCCCAAGCCGCCCUCCGAAGACCUGCUGUGGCCCGACAUCGGUCUGCCCAUCGUGGUGGUCCACACAGACAAGAACAGCCUGAACAACCGCUUCCUGCCCUGGGACGCCGUCGAGACCGAGGCCAUUCUGUCCAUCGACGACGACGCUCACCUGCGGCACGACGAGAUCAUGUUCGGCUUCAGGGUCUGGAGGGAGGCCAGGGACCGCAUUGUGGGCUUCCCGGGUCGGUACCACGCCUGGGACCUCAACCAUCAGUCCUGGCUCUACAACUCCAACUACUCCUGCGAGCUCUCCAUGGUGCUGACCGGAGCCGCCUUCUUUCACAAGUACUAUGCGUACCUGUACUCGUACGUGAUGCCUCAGGCCAUCAGGGACAUGGUGGACGAGUACAUCAACUGUGAGGACAUCGCCAUGAACUUCCUGGUGUCGCACAUCACACGCAAGCCGCCAAUCAAGGUGACCUCCCGCUGGACGUUCCGCUGCCCCGGCUGUCCCCAGGCUCUGUCCCACGAUGACUCUCACUUCCACGAGCGUCACAAAUGCAUAAACUUCUUUGUGCGAGUGUACGGCUACAUGCCUCUGCUCUACACCCAGUUCAGGGUCGACUCUGUGCUGUUCAAGACCCGCCUCCCGCACGACAAGACCAAGUGCUUCAAGUUCAUCUGA
Knipowitschia caucasica is the source of this 2748-nucleotide messenger RNA. The record is from the annotation of a GenBank genome assembly. Lineage: Eukaryota; Metazoa; Chordata; Actinopteri; Gobiiformes; Gobiidae.